GAGAACACUCCCAGGCUACCUCAAGCAGUCUCCCCACCCCUUGAGUCUCUCAGUGUUAAAGCUGCUAAUAUCAAAGCUCCCUGGGAGUGAAAACUUUCUCAACCCUAUCUUGGAAGGUGGACCAUUUAUUUGGCAGAAGGGAGAGGGCAGUGGAAUUUCCUCUGAGAAAGGACAGUUAUGCAAAAUGCCAGGAGGAGGAGGAGAAAACUGAGAAGGGAGUUGGUGAGUCAGAGGAGAAAAGCUGCACGGCUGGGCUAUCGGUGAACCUCUCUAAAGCACAAGUAUUAACAAGAUGUCAGAGCUUUCAGAGUUGUGGAGCACCAUUCAGAUGAAAAGUAAGACUAAGUUAUGAGGCCAGCACAUCAGACAAGGCAGAAGAGACAUCUACCUUAUAUAGCCUUGGACAAGCCUGGAACUUCUAACUGGAACUGAAAUAUACUUUUUUAUGUGCAAAAUAAAAAUAUCUGGCCUCUGCCUUCCUCACGCAGCUCAAUGAGGACACUUUAAACAGUCUUCCACUUCAGCAAGAUGAUACUGCCCAAAACAAUGCCACUGCUGUUGUUCCUGGUCUCCCAGAUAGCCAUCUGCCUCAUAUUCACCCAUUUUUACAGCUUCAACUUCAACUCCCCAUCUACAAGGGAGGGGCUCAAGAACACGCACGUCUUGGUCCUGUCUUCCUGGCGCUCUGGGUCUUCUUUAGUGGGGCAGCUUUUUGGGCAGCACCCAGAUGUCUUCUACCUUAUGGAGCCUGCCUGGCACAUCUGGAUGACCUUCACACAAAGCACACCGUGGAAGCUGCAUAUGGCGGUGCGGGAUUUGAUACGUGCCAUCUUUCUGUGUGACAUGAGUGUCUUUGAUGCCUACAUGGAACCUGGUCCCCGAAAACAGUCCAGCCUCUUCCAGUGGGAAACCAGCCGGGCCUUGUGUUCCCUGCCUGCCUGUGACAUCUUCCCGCAGGAUAUGAUCAUACCCCAGGCUCACUGCAAGCUCCUGUGCAGUAAGCAGCCCUUUGAGGUGGUAGAGAAGGCCUGUCGCAACUACAGCCACGUGGUGGUCAAGGAGGUGCGCUUCUUCAACCUGCAGGUGCUCUACCCACUGCUGAGGGACCCUUCCCUCAAUCUGUACAUUAUACACCUGGUCCGGGACCCCCGAGCGGUGUUCCGUUCCCGAGAACACACCAAAGGGGAACUCAUGACUGACAACAAAAUUGUGAUGGGGCAGGAGUGGCAGAAACUCAAGGAGGAUGACCACCCCUACUAUGUGCUGCAGGUCAUCUGCCAAAGCCAGCUGGAGAUCUAUAAGGCUGCGCAGACUUUGCCCGAAGCCCUCAAGCGGCGCUACCUGCUCAUGCGCUAUGAGGACCUGGUCCGGGACCCCCUGGCCCAGACUGCUCGAAUGUAUGAAUACGCAGGGUUGAAAUUCUUGCCCCACCUCCGGACCUGGGUGCGUAACAUCACUCGAGGCAAGGGCAUGGGUACUCAUGCCUUCCUUACAGAUUCCAGGGAUGCCCUCAAAAUUUCUGAGGCCUGGCGCUGGUCCUUGCCUUACGAAAAGGUUUCUCGGCUUCAGAAAGUCUGUGGUGACAUCAUGAAGCUGUUGGGCUACCGCCUUGUCAGAUCAGAGCAAGAGCAGAGGAACCUGUCACUGGAUCUUCUGUCUGCCUGGAACCCCACUGGGCAGUUCUAUGAAGAGGAUUAGGAGGCUCCGUCUCCACUCGGCACCAGCCUCAGCCACGUUAACUGAAGGCUGCUUCUAAACCUUAAUCACCCAUAUUUUGCCACAUAUAAUGAGCUUCCGUGUAUAAUGCAUGCCCACGUUUUUGUGUGCAUUAUACACAGGAUUAUUACACCCAUUAUUAUACCCAUGGUAUAUAAUCAUUAUACCCAGGUAUAAUGUGCAUCCUUAUUUUUCCCUCAAAAAUUUGGGCAAAAAAGUGCACAUUAUACACAGCAAAAUAUGGUAUGUCUCUACCUGUAUAUAUGUGAGCACAAGUUGUGUCCACACAUGCUCAAGCUGAGAAAUCUUUGUAGCUCUACUGAGGUCUAGAAAAGAGACUCAGUAACCUUAUGUGAGCAGCACAUUCCCUCACUGAAAAGGGAGUACUGCCACCUUCUCUUCUUGGUCUUCCUAUUUGUGUAUACUUCAGAGACUUCAUGGCCUGGGGUCCUAUUUGGCACUACACAGUAUCAGUGGAGUGAAUCCACUAAUUUUUCUGCCCAUAUAUUGCCCAGUGGGGAAGGGGGGUGAGAGGAAAAAUCAGGGAAAUGGGUCUUCAGCACAGAUCCCACUAGUGCAUUCCACAGGGAUGUGAACUCUGAGCCCUGGGAGCUCCCAGUGGAUUCAAAAAGGGAAUGGGGAACAGGGCUGGACGCUUACCCAUGAGUCUGGCCAUCACAAUUAUCCAUUAUUGCAAAUACGAAACAAAAUCUGGGCACAACAGAGCAAGCUCUUAAGUUCAUGGGGUGGUUGGGCCGCAUUUAGAUGCCACUUCUCCACACUGUUUUCUUACUACAUGGAAGAUUUUGACCUGUGAAGCUGCUAUUAAGGUUAAAAUUCCAAAAUAAGAUUGUGCUUGGAAUGUCCCCUUUGCAUGUUCUAAUUUUCUUAACAGUAAAUGCUCAUUUUUAGAGGACAUAAUCUAACCUAACCUAAGAACAUAAUCAUCUUCAUAUAUAUCUUUUUCUUUUGCUGUUAUCUACCACCCACACAGAAAAAUUACCAAGACAAUGUUCAGUGUCAGAUGACAAAGUCUAAACUGAUCAACACUAAUUGAUACAUUUCCCUCUUAAGAAGUUGUAGAAAGUAGAUAACUAGCAAUUAAGCCCUUUCUCGUGUGAGGCAUAAGUUGUAAUAUUACCAUAUGCAUCAAUCUAGGGUCUGGGCAAAGAAUUCAGGUUCUACCUCAGUCCUGGUAUAGUAGGUGCUAUUUAGCUCUUCCUGGUCACCUCUCCUAACAAGAAGGGAUGUUUCUCCCAGUUUUUGCAACAUUCCUCAGAUCUAGUUGUGCAUUACCAUCAGUUAAAAAUUUAUUUUGCCAUGGCUUACCUUAUAUUUGCUGGAAUAGGAAUCUCCCAGGGUGAGGGAUGGGAAGUAUAUAUAUAUAUAUAUAUUGCAAGUAAUCCAGGUGACUCUUCCAUGGCCAGCCUGGCAACAGUAUAGCCUGCCCUAGACAACAGCACUGUUAGCCUUCUUGCUCCAAGACAGGUGACUUUCCAUGACAUGCCAAAUACCUAUAACACUCACUCCUGACACUGGUGCUGUCCUCAGGCUGGAGGGAACAGGAAGAAGGUCUGUAUCUGUCUGGAAUUCCUUGGUCCUCUGAGUCUUAACUUUCUAAAUAGUUCAUUGUCCAAACCUGAGAAAUAAUGUCAUUUCAUCUUUCCUUGUGUUCCCACUCCCAUUCUGACAUGGUCCUCACAUCAUAAAGCUCCUUGAACGUCAGAUGGGGGUCUCUCCCCCUCUCUUCUGCCAAGCAGCUUUUGGGCUUAUCGCCACCAAAGACGGUUGAGUAGCUACCUUUGCCAGUUGGGUCUUUGGAGUUAAUUUAUAUGGGGCUUUAAAGAAGUGAAUUUAUUCUAACACCCAAUCCUAAGCCACUCUAGACACUCCUCAAGAGCCUAGGAUCUCCCAGGCAAAUGCUCUGGCCUCUACAAACAUUAAGACAGUGUAGCAUAAAAUCACGCUAUGUCACCUCUUUAAAAAUACAGUGUUGAGAGAUACUUAGUGAGCAAUGGAACAGUCUCCUGGCCAUGCGUUCUGGUGGCUGACACUGGAUUCAGUGAUGACAGUGGCAGUACACCCGCCGCGGGAUAUGGGGAGUCUGGGGAGCUGAGAACCUGUGAGGAGCGUAGAAGAUGGUGUUCUGGGAAACAGCCUUUCUAAUUUAGAGUCAUCUGUUCCAUCCCCAAAUCCCAGCAACAGAGAAGGCAUCUGCUUGUCUCCUCAGCCUAUUUAGCUACAUGGGGCCUGAGGAUGUUCAAACAUAGAUGAGGGAUGAAUUUGAUCCGAAUUUCUCAGGGCUAGUAUUCAGAUUUGGGGAACAAGGUCUCUUGUGUCUAGAUCAAGCAUAAUGGCCUCAACUGCCUCAUUUCAUGGUUUUAAAAAAAUCAUACUAGGUAACUACCCUAAGCUCUCCACUUUGGGGAGAGAAAGGAGUCAAACAUUGUAAACAUUGUGAACAGUUUUUUUUGGAGGGUGAGAAAGAUACUUUUGAAACAAAGCAGUUUUCACUGUAAUUUACUGUUACUAUGUGGCUUCAUUUUCUACACGAGAGCAAUCGCUAAGUUUUUAGUAAAUGUUAAUCAAAACUAUUCUUUCAACUUAUGAAUAGUAGUUAUGGAGAGAGAUGGGAAGGUUAACUCAACUUGUUAUUUUUGUGCAAAAAUCUGCCAUUAUUUUGUCUAUAACAUGUAUCUCAGAAAAUGGUUUAUAAUUUACUGUGAUUUAAACCCAAGCUACAUAUAAAUUAAUUUUACUAUGUACAUUAUCAUGACUUCUAUUAAAUUACUUUCACAAACCAGCAAAGCAAAAUUAAAAAUGAAUAUAUAUGAGUGGCAUAGGCCAAUUAGCAAUAAAUCUCUGAUAAUCAUUAGCUGGGGAUCCUCAAUACCCUGGGAUUUCUGCUGAGGGCUAUGCCCCUCUCGUGCAUAAAAUGUUCCUGGUCAUUCAGAGAAAGGUUAUUUUUUAAGUACAGUAUUGAGGAAAAGUAAUUAUAAAUAACCAGAGUAAACAGAUUUGAAUACAGCAUUUAAGUUAAAGGGUUUCUUCAUUCAGUUCAUACAUUUAAUGGACAUCUACUACAUGUCGAGGAAUGUCUGAGGUGCUAUGGACACAGCACCAAACAACAGGCAAAGCCCCUCCUUUCGUGCAGCUUAUAUUGCAGUCAUGCUAUGUCUCCCACCUGGAAUACCCCACUCUGUCCCACCCCAGUUUCUCUGGCUUGUUUUUGUGAUCCCCCAGUUCACAACUAAAGCACCUCCUCUGGGAUUUUUCCUGCUUUUAUCCUUAAGCCUCUAUUGAGUGUCACUUAUACAGGCUUUCUACUAUCAUAAAAUUACCAUACUAUAAUAAAACCCUCCAAUUUACACAUUUUAGCUCUUUGAGGGCAGACACUACCUUUUUCACUCUGGUAUAACCAAUGCCUAGCACAGCUCCUAGCACACAGCAGGCACUCAAUAAUUUGUUUAAUGAAUGAAACGAUCUCGUCUGCAUUUUUGUAAAGGGCUCAUUCUUUAUGUAAUACUUAGAUAAAUGGCCAAUCACAGAAUCUUCUAUUCUGAGAAACACAGUGAUGUUUAAAGAAUCAAAUAAGAGAGCUGACAUUUAAAAGUUUCCUGUUUGAGAGAAAGAAGGGAAGUUGAAUCUUAAAGCCGACAGCUCAGAAGUGCUGAGUCGAGCGGGGUGGCAGGUGGAAAGGGGGGAAUAAAGCAGAGAUCCAAGAAUUAGGUUGACUAGUGUUUCUAAUAGUGAUAUUACCAAGGCAAGAGAUCAUUGUGUUGGUUUUCUGCGGAGCUGCAUGUGUUCGCAGGGUACAGCAUGUGAACUCAUGAAGUGCCACCUAGAAGCAUCUGGCAAAUAUUUGCUUACUGAUUGCCUUCCAAUUGGUUUUUAGCCAAAUCUCCAAGCAGAGAGUUUCUGGCUUGUUUUUUAUUGCCUCUCCACCAUCAUGUUGGCAAAGGACAGUUAAAGGAGUGGCCUAGGAGAAUAGAGUCAUCUUUGGUUCUUUCUUGUCUUCCACUGUCAACAUCCUAUUCAUCAGCAGAGCCUGUCAGCUUGACUUCCAAAAUAUACCCCGAAUCAGACCACCUCUCCCCGCCUCCAAUGUUACAGUGUGCAUCCAAACCAACCUCAAACGUCACCUGAAUUACUAACAGAGCCUCCUAGCCGCCUUCUUGUCUCUUCGUGCCCUCCACAGUUCGCCUUCCAUUUACUAGCCACAGUGACCUACCUCAAGGGUAAAUUAGAUGUCAAUUCUUUGCCUACAGACCUCCAGUAAAUAGCCCAGGUGACUGUAAAUUGGAGAAUGGACCCAAAAAAUGGUAAAUUCAUAUCAUGCAAUAAUGUUCAGCAAUAAAAAGAAAUGAACUACUGGUUCCUCCAACAUGAAUACCUCUCAAAAGCAUCAGGGUAAAAGUUUUACAGGAAGGAGUUUAUACUGUAUGGUUUCUUUUACAGACAGUUCCAGAACAGGAAAGACUAACAUGGUGGGGAAGAAUCGUAACAGUAGUUACCUCUGGGGGACAGGAAGUGGUGGUAAUUGACUGGGAAGAGACGUGAGGGAACUUUGUUGGGGGCAGGAGGAAUGCAAAUGUUUUAUAUCCUGAUAGGAGUGUGGGUUGCCUAGGUGCAUGAAUUUUUCAGAAUUCAAUGACUGUGAACUUAAGAUUUACAUAUUUCAUUGUAUAUAAAUUUUACCUCAAAAUUAAAAAAACUGCAAAUACUGAA
This is a messenger RNA of Phyllostomus hastatus (greater spear-nosed bat), 6444 nucleotides long. RefSeq names its product carbohydrate sulfotransferase 4 (gene CHST4). Gene Ontology annotation, cellular component: Golgi membrane. The transcript has 3 exons. The record is from RefSeq and is a predicted model, not a curated record. Lineage: Eukaryota; Metazoa; Chordata; Mammalia; Chiroptera; Phyllostomidae. Gene Ontology annotation, molecular function: N-acetylglucosamine 6-O-sulfotransferase activity. Gene Ontology annotation, biological process: protein sulfation; N-acetylglucosamine metabolic process; carbohydrate metabolic process. Bases 529 to 1698 code for a protein of 389 amino acids.